Molecule: messenger RNA, 687 nt
Organism: Acanthosepion pharaonis
Lineage: Eukaryota; Metazoa; Mollusca; Cephalopoda; Sepiida; Sepiidae
Source: the annotation of a GenBank genome assembly
AUGCUCCCCGUCCAUAGCUCCCCACUUUCCUCAGUCUCACAUUCCUUAAUGAGCUUAAACCAAAUGCUGGACAUCUUUGAAAACUCCGCAUCCAUCGCUUACAAGGAGUGUAUAUCUGCUUCUUUGACCGAAGCACGGUCGUUUUUUCAUCACUGCUCCUUUUCCUUCUCUCUUCUUCUUAAUAUUUCUUACUCCUUUUCCUUUCAUCCUCAAUAUUUCUUACUCUUUUCCUUCAUCCUCAAUAUUUCUCAAUAUUUUUUUCCUUCUUACUCUUUUUUUCCUUCUUACUCUUUUUUUCCUUCUUACUCUUUUUUUCCUUCUUACUCCUUUUUCCUUUAUCCUCAAUAUUUCUUACUCUUUUUUCCUUCUUCCUCAAUAUUUCUUAGUCCUUUUUCCAUUCUUCCUCAAUAUUUCUUACUCCUUUUUCCUUCUUCCUCAAUAUUUCUUACUCCUUUUUCCUUCUUCCUCAAUAUUUCUUACUCCUUUUUCCUUCUUCCUCAAUAUUUCUUACUCCUUUUUUCCUUCUUCCUCAAUAUUUCUUACUCUUUUUUUCCUUCUUCCUCAACAUUUCUUACUCUUUUUCCUUCUUCCUUGAUAUUUCUUACUCUUUUUUCCUUCUUCCUUGAUAUUUCUUACUCUUUUUUCUUCUUCCUUGAUAUUUCUUACUCUUUUUUCCUUCUUCCUUGA